Molecule: messenger RNA, 894 nt
Organism: Capronia coronata CBS 617.96
Lineage: Eukaryota; Fungi; Ascomycota; Eurotiomycetes; Chaetothyriales; Herpotrichiellaceae
Exons: 2
Coding region: 1-894 (297 amino acids)
Source: RefSeq, a predicted model, not a curated record
AUGGCAGUCUCGUGGCUUCUAGCCAUCCCCAUCGUUGUAUUUCUUCUCAUCAACCUCAAAGCUCUCCCUCUUGUGUGGCACUUGCGGCUCUUCACAUUCCUCAUUCAAUCCCGCACAUGGCUCAAGCCGUCACAAAUCCACGCGACCGACACUGCCACUGCCCCUGGUAAACAACAACCUACAACACCAACACCAACACCAACAAUCUUCCAGCCCCUAAUAUUCCGCACCGCCUCCCCCUUGUUGGAGAUAGACUACUACCUGCACAAGUCGAACGCGACGUUCUUCGCCGACGUCGACAUCGCACGCUCGCACCUGGUGGCGGCACUGAUAUGGCCACUCGUGCGGCAUCCCACAGCCGCUCUCCUGCCCAAUGGCAACGCCGUCGUCCCCAAGGGCCAGAUGCUCGCCAUCAUGCUCGGCGGCGUGCAGUGCUCGUUCCGGCGCGAGAUCCGGCCGUACCAGAAAUACGAAAUCUGGACGCGAGUCCUCACCUGGGAUGAGAAAUGGGUGUUCUUCAUUAGUCAUUUUGUGCGGGCGGGCGCGGUUCCGGCGAGGCCUGAGUUCACGUUACAGCGGCGACGUGAGCGUGCGGCAGGCAAGCGCAUCGAGCAGGCGGAAAUUGGGAAAGCCGUUCUGGCUACCGCGGUGAGCAGGAACGUGCUCAAGUUGGGCCGGGCGACUGUGCGGCCGGAGGAUGUGUGGAGAGCUGCGGGAUUGUGGCCGGGAAGUCAAGAGGGAGUGGAAGGUGUGGAGAUGGUCAGACGGCGAGGGCUGGAUGUCUUGAAGAGUGACAAUCCUAAUGCUGUGCAUCGGUUUUUUGAGGAACUGGUGGAUCGGGAAGAUGGUGUUGUGGCGUUGGGCGAGUAUCGCGACCUUUGGGCUUGGUGUUAG